GGGGGGAGUGGCCGUGGGAAUGCUCCGGCUGCACUUCCCCGGAGGAGGCGGAAAGAGGGCGCCGCUGGGCAGCACGAGUGCCUGCCAGUUCCUUCACUAAUCCCGGCUCCCCGCCACUUCCCUCUUUGAAAAGCAGCUGACUAGAAGCCGGAGUCAUAUGAUUCCGACCGUGGAACUCCCCAGAUACUCGCAGAGAUGGUAGCGAAGCAGUGCCUGGCGGUGAUGCUGCCGCUGCUGCUUUCUCUGGUGGCUUGCAGUUCAGGCUUUCUCCUAAAGGAACCAAAAGAACCCAAGCAGGCAUGGGGGUAUGUCCCUGUCAGAAGCAAUGCAAGCAUGUUCUGGUGGCUGUACUAUGCAGACAACUCUGCCAAGAAUUUCACAGAACUUCCUCUUAUCCUGUGGCUUCAAGGAGGCCCAGGGGCUUCAGGCUGUGGAUAUGGAAACUUUGAAGAGAUUGGCCCUUUAGAUGCUGAUCUGAAACCACGAAGGACCACUUGGUUGCAGGCAGGAAGUGUGCUGUUCAUUGAUAACCCUGUCGGCACUGGCUACAGCUACGUUAAUGACAGCAGUGCGUAUGCCACAGAUCUCUGUAUGGUCACGUCGGAUAUGAUGGUCGUUCUUAGAAGAUUCUUCAGCUCGAGAACAGAAUUCCAGACAAUCCCCUUCUACAUCUUUUCAGAAUCUUAUGGUGGGAAAAUGGCAGCUGCCAUUGCUUUGGAACUUCAUAAGGCAGUUCAAGCCAAGACGAUCAAGUGCCAUUUUCUCGGGGUAGCCCUUGGCGACUCAUGGAUUUCUCCUCUAGAUUCUGUGUUGUCCUGGGGGCCUUACCUUUAUAGCACUUCUUACCUGGAUGAUAAAGGUUUAAAAGAAGUGACCAGUGCUGCCAAAAAGAUCCUGAAUGCUAUGAAUAACAAGGAAUACAAAUUGGCAACAUUGCUUUGGAGUAAGGCGGAAGAUAUCAUAGAAGAGAACACAAAUGGUGUGAAUUUCUAUAACAUUCUCACUCCAGAAUCUUCAUCCCUUACAUCCAUCGUGAGUGGAUUGACUCCCUUUUUGAAACUCUUCCAGCGUCAUGUGCAGCAUCAAAAUAAAGACAAGCUGAGUGAUUUGAUGAAUGGACCGAUCAGAAAAAAGCUGAAUAUAAUUCCAGACCAUGUCAAAUGGGGAGGCCAGGCACAAGAUGUUUUCACACACAUGGCUGAAGACUUCAUGAAACAUGCAAUAGACAUCGUAGAUGAGCUGCUGGAAGCCAAUGUCAAUGUUACUGUUUAUAAUGGGCAACUGGAUCUCAUUGUUUCUACCAUAGGCCAAGAAGCCUGGGUCCGCAAGCUGAAGUGGCCCAAGCUGAAGCAUUUCAGUAACCAAAAAUGGCAAGCUUUAUAUGCGUGCUCCAAAACUGAAGAGACAGCAGCUUUUGUCAAGUCCUAUGAUAACUUAGCCUUCUACUGGAUUCUAAAGGCUGGACACAUGGUACCUGCUGACCAAGGUGAUAUGGCACUGAAAAUGGUUCGGAUGGUGACGCGCCAAGACCACUGACAGAAUCGGGGCCAGCUGGCUUGGCUUCCUUGAAAAUUGCGAUGACCUGCUCUGCUUUUUAAAAUUGCACAUUGAACUACAGCUGGAACAAUGGUUGUUCAGCACUGUUGUCUGUCUCUGCCAUUGGAUUCUAUGCAAGAUAUUUCAAGGAGGGGUAGAUGCUGCCCUUGAGCAGACACAACUGUGAUUCUCUGUUCUGCACUGCAUCCACCGGCUUCCAUUGUGAUGAACCAUUUGCUGAAGGAGCAGCUUCUUGCUGUGUUACUUCUUGUAUUAAAUGCUAAGUGCUUUUGAUCAGCUUCAUGUUUAGGCAAAACUGCUUAAACAGUCCCUUCACAGUUUAUGCCAAAACAUGUUUACCAGGGAAUACAUCUCACUGACAACUGUGGGCUUAGGCCCAUACAGCAUGUACAGUGGAAGUCAAUUCUUCUUCAACUCCAUAUGGGAGGGGGGUUAGCCUCAAGGGUAAGCAGUUCCUCUUCUCCAUCCAGCCGCUUUUCCUGAUUAUGUUGGUUACAGCCAUGUUUGAAGACACGGCUCCACAACCAGCAUGUAUAGAUUGGCCCUUUGGCCUAGUGUAAGUGUAACUCUGGCUCCUGGUAAUUUUUGCUUAAGGCCAAAUCAGCUGCAACCUUCAGAGAAGGAAGGGGCUGGUUUAAUCCCUUUUCCUCCAGCUUCCCAACCCCACCCCCCACUGCCUUUUGCUCCAUAGGGAAAAACUCCCAUAUCUUCUGUAGGGCAAAAAGCAGCUGAGGGUGAGAGAAAUUGAGUGGGAAAACAGCUGGAAGAUCAAAGGCUAAGCAGUGCUUCCCCUGUUCAGUCAAAACAGCUGCAGAGGUGAUUGGUAUUAUGAUUGGGUAUAUUCUGAGCCUGAGCUCUCCCAUCCAGAAGGCACGUUCUUGUCUUGUGUCUGGUCUACCUCCAGUACUCCCUUGGAAAUGCUCAGGCUUAGUAGCCACCAUGUUGUGAGUGCAGGCAGGGCAACGCAUCGCAGUGUUAGGAGAGAAGUUGUGAAGGAGAAGUCCCUUCUUUUUACAUUGCAAUUUGACAUCGGCUGUACCAAAAUGAAUCAGAGUACUGCCUAAAUUUUUUUUGGGGGGGAGGGGGGCAGUAACUUCCUGUACUGAAGUCCAAGGGCUCUCUGUACAUUUGGAGUGUGUUGUGUUGAUGGCCAAAGAGCAGCCUGGGGAGCUAAAGAAGUUGACACAAGUGGCUGUUGUACGAGCCCCAUAACCUCUAUUGGGGCCCAGAUUCAUUCUUGUGCUCUGUUGAACCAGGCAGCCAGCCAUUGGGGCUAUUGCUGUGCACUCUAGUUUUCUUUUUCACUGUUUACAAGCCAUUCAUGAAUUAAAAACAGCCACUCUUUUUGGAGUGGAAAAUCCUA
This is a messenger RNA of Heteronotia binoei (common prickly gecko), 2920 nucleotides long. It is a transcript of the gene SCPEP1, whose product is annotated as serine carboxypeptidase 1. Gene Ontology annotation, molecular function: serine-type carboxypeptidase activity. NCBI's taxonomy places the organism in Eukaryota, Metazoa, Chordata, Lepidosauria, Squamata, Gekkonidae. The transcript has 13 exons. Gene Ontology annotation, biological process: proteolysis. The record is from RefSeq and is a predicted model, not a curated record. Bases 196 to 1536 code for a protein of 446 amino acids.